GCGACUUAACAUGGCGCGUGUGUUCGCUGUCUCGAGCAGGGCCGAAAACAACAACAACAGCAAGAGCAACAUCAUCAGCCCCGGGAUAAAUGGCGUUUAACCUACACCGCGCACAGACACAGCUCCUUAUGUGCCCAUUUACUGCACACUAGUGAAUCUAGAUAUCUUCAACCCAAAGCCCUUUUGGGCCUUUUUUUCAAUCUCAUUCGGAGAGAAGUAGAGUGGCAUGGAUGACUCUAAGAGCCCCGUGAAGGUGGUCAAACCUUCCCGCUCGAAUAGGGGCAACAAUUCGUCCUCCAAACCCCAGAGGGAGAACCCUAAGGCCCCAAGUCGAAGCAAGGACGGCGUCCCCCGGGUGAAAGAAGACCUGCAGGGCAGCCGUAGCAGCGGCCGGACCCGCACUGGCAGCCCUCAGGAGCCGGAGAAAGCUAAAGCUCGCAGGUUGACUGGCAGGACCAACUCUGGGGAGAGGGGGAAAGGAAAGACCCAAGCCCAGCUGAGUGAAGCCCGUCAGCAAGCCCAGGAGAGCAAAAUUCCAGGCAGAGGCAGUGGGCCGGGAAAGGACGCAGGAUCAACAUCGUUGCCCAGCACACACGAGGAGAGGGAGUCCUCAAUGGAGAACAGCACCAUCACAGAUAAAGACAAGACACCUGGUGUGGAUGCAGGUAGACAAAGAGGCAAGCCUGCAGCUGAGGUCACAGAGGUCAUGGAGUUGGGAAACUUGACCUCUGACCAGCAGUUAGGCCUCAAACAGGCUGAGGAGAGACUGCAGAGAGAUUACAUACACCGGCUGCUUAAGCAAUCUCCUGAGUACCCAAAUUUUCAGUAUCUAUGCAAACUGUGUUCAGUCCAUGUGGAGAACAUCCAGGGUGCUCACAAGCACAUUAAAGAAAAACGCCACAAGAAGAACAUCAUGGAAAAGCAGGAAGAGAACGAGUUGCGAGCGCUGCCGCCUCCCUCUCUUGCCCAGUUGAGGGCGCUAGACUGCGCUGUGCUGGAGGCUGCAAAGGUGCACGGUAUUUCAGACGAAGAUUUUCAGCUGAGGCAGGCCGUGGUGUCCCGAAUGGAGGACAUCAUACGUAAACAACUCUCAGCGUGCUCUCUGCGUCUCUACGGAUCCUGCUUCACCCGCUUCGCUUUCAAAACGAGUGACAUCAACAUCGAUGUGUCUUAUCCUUCAACUAUGACUCAGCCUGAUGUGUUGAUCCAGGUGCUGGAGAUCUUAAAAAACAGCGUGGAGUUCGUCGAGGUGGAGUCUGACUUUCAUGCCAAAGUUCCUGUUGUCUUCUGCAGAGAUGUGGCAAGUGGGUUGAUGUGUAAAGUGAGCGCAGGAAAUGAUGUUGCGUGCCUCACCACUAAUCACCUCGCAGCUUUGGCCAGACUGGAGCCGAGACUGGUGCCUCUGGUGCUCGCCUUCCGUUACUGGGCCAAUCUGUGCCAUAUUGACUGUCAGGCGGAGGGAGGAAUCCCGUCCUAUUCUCUCUCUCUGAUGGUCAUCUUCUUCCUGCAACAGAGGGAGAAACCCGUCCUGCCUGUUUAUCUAGGAUCCUGGAUCAAGGGCUUCGAGGUGACACGUGUGGAUGAGUAUCAUCUAACGGGAAUGGAGUCAAGUCUGUUUGUGGGGUGGGAGCACAGACCUGCUCCUCCAGGUGAGGGCCGAGGAGAGGGCAAAGCCAAACCUGAACCCAAAAAUCCCACUGAGAAGAGAGAAAAGAAGGGCCAGCACAUGACGGGCAAGGCUCGUUUGACUUUGGAAGUGACGGAGAGUGCGUCUCUAGGUCAGCUGUGGUUAGAGCUCUUGCGAUUUUACACGCUGGAGUUUGCCCUUGAAGAACACAUCAUCAGCAUCCGCCUGAGAGAACUGCUGCCGCGAGAACUCAAGCACUGGCCGCGCCGCAGACUCGCCAUCGAGGACCCGUUUGCGCUGAAGAGGAACGUGGCUCGCAGUCUGAACAGUCAGAUGGUGUUUGAGUACAUACAGGAGCGUUUCCGUAUGGCGUACAAGUACUUCGCCCGUCCUCAGAGCAGGAACGCAGCGAUCGGCAGCCGCAGAAUACAGAGGAAGAAACCCAGACACCACGGCAGAGCUCAACCGCACGCUCGUGACGACACAGCCAAAUCUGACAGUCUGAAGCGUAAGAAUACGGAGAAGAAUGGCGAGGAGGACGACGAUGGAGACAGCAGUGAUAAUGAGGAAGAUGAAGAGGAGAAACUGAUAAGAAAAGGUUUCACAGAACUUCUUGUGAAAGAAAUGCAGGAUGAGGUCUCGUCUUCCGCCGGGUCCCCCUCCACACUGAACGGCCUGCUGAUGGACAGUGACGAAGAGGAGGAUAAUGAAGAACACGAGACGGAGCAGGACACUAUCGCUCCAGAGGACAUGCACUAUAUCUUUGACAGGAUGAUCUUUACUGGAGGAAAGCCUCCAACAGUAGUGUGCAGUAUCUGCAAGAGAGAUGGUCACCUUAAAGAUGAGUGUCCUGAAGACUUUAAGAAGAUCGAGCUGAUACCUUUGCCGCCCAUGACUGAACUCUUCAGAGAUAUCCUGGAUGGCCUCUGCUUGCUCUGUUACCGUGAGCUGUCGCCGUCUCUUGGAGAGCAACAGAAGAGGGAACAGAUUUUGGCCGGUCUGGAGCGCUUCAUUAGAAAAGAGUACAAUGAUAAGGCUCAACUCUGUCUGUUUGGGUCUUCUAAGAAUGGCUUUGGGUUUCGUGACAGUGACCUGGACAUCUGUAUGACACUGGAAGGUCAUGACACAGCAGAGAAGCUGAACUGUAAGGAGAUCAUAGAGGGUUUAGCCAAGAUGCUGAAGAAACACACAGGUCUGAGGAAUAUCUUGCCUAUCACAACUGCUAAAGUGCCUAUAGUGAAGUUUGAACACAGGCAGAGCGGACUAGAGGGAGACAUCAGUCUCUACAACACACUGGCCCAACAUAACACCCGGAUGCUGGCUACAUAUGCUGCUAUAGACCCUCGUGUGCAGUAUCUGGGCUACACUAUGAAAGUAUUUGCAAAGCGCUGUGACAUAGGCGACGCCUCUAGAGGAAGUCUCUCCUCCUAUGCUUAUAUCCUCAUGGUGCUGUAUUUCCUGCAGCAGAGACAACCACCUGUCAUCCCAGUUUUACAGGAGAUUUUUGAUGGCAACACUGUUCCUCAGAGGAUGGUGGACGGCUGGAAUGCUUUCUUCUUCGAUGAUCUUGAUGAGCUGCAGCGGCGUCUUCCGGAGCUCCAUCAGAAUAAGGAGAGCGUUGGAGAACUGUGGCUUGGCCUGCUGCGUUUUUACACCGAAGAGUUUGAUUUUAAAGAGCAUGUCAUCUCCAUCCGACAACGCAAGCGCCUCACCACCUUUGAGAAGCAGUGGACCUCCAAAUGCAUCGCAAUUGAAGGUUGGAACUGCAGACCUAACCGGAUGCCACUCAAUCCCUUUGACUUGAACCACAACCUCGGUGCUGGAGUCUCUCGUAAAAUGACUAACUUUAUCAUGAAGGCCUUUAUCAAUGGCAGGAAGCUGUUCGGCACCCCGUUCUACCCUCAGCCUGGAACAGAGGCGGAUUAUUUCUUUGACUCAAAGGUGUUGACAGAUGGUGAGUUGGCUCCAAAUGACCGCUGCUGUCGGAUCUGUGGGAAGAUCGGUCACUAUAUGAAGGAUUGCCCAAAGAGGCGCAGAAUCAAGAAAAAGGAGAAUGAGAGAGAGGAAGAGGUGAGAGAGGAGGAGAGAGAGCCGAGAGAGAGACGCUGUUUUCAGUGUGGUGAUAUGGGUCACGUGAGGAGAGACUGUCCUGAUUACAAACACCUGCGGCAGAGAGGAGCGCCGGGACCAGUUCCUCACAUGGUCCGAGGGAUGGCAAGCUCUCAGUCUAUCCCCAUACCUCAGGGCGCUUCAGUCCAGGAUCGGGUCGGCCGGAACAGACAGACCUCUGAAUGUUCUGAUACUCGUCAAACUCCUCCUUACUCCCCUCAGCCAUCACCAUACACCCAGGCUUCCGUUUCUCCGCCGAACAACAAGCCUUCCUCAUCCUCCUCUACCUCUGCUGGCCUCCCCAAACCUUCCAAACCACAACAACAGCACGUUCCACAGGUCCAACUUCCCAUCUUCAACUUCCCACACUCACACCCGGGCCAGUACCAUCAUGCUGGGCUCUCUGCGCUAGGACGCCUGCCCUCCCAUGGCCAGCAGCCCGCCCUGACAGCGGGCUCCUGGCCUGUCCACGGCCCCAUCAUCCAGGGCUCUGGGGCGUCCACUGGCUCCGUCCACCCCGUCCAGCACGCCUCGACGCCUGGCCUGAAGUUUGCAGUUCGCGGUGGGGGCGGGAACGGUGGCGGGCAGGCGGUCAGCCCCGCCCCUGUGAAUCUCAAUGACCCCAGCAUAAUUUUCGCCCAGCCGUCAGCAGGGCGGGUGCCUGGGGGUGUAGGGGUCCCGGGCAGAGAGAGGGGGCAUCACUGGCACAAUCACCAUCUCAAUCCAGGUGCACUCAUGGGAAAUGGCACAGUAAACAAGACAGAUCCUAAUUUCGUGUCUCAGCUUGGGGGUGUGAAUCAGGGCUCUCGGUCUUGGGAACACAGCAAUGCUGCCCAGUAUUCAUUGUCUCCAUCCUACAUGCCCUACCGUAUGCCACCUUACCUGCAGCAGCCCAACAAACCCUACAUAUCACAAGGUUCUGUGGUGGCAAAUCAACAUUACCCACUCAUUCAACGUGGUCGGCACGUCAAUCUCAACUACAUUCAACAGAAGAAAUGAAGUGACACUUUACUUUUUAAACCAAUGCCCAACAUCCUUAUAGAAAAGACUAACUUUACAUCAUUUGGUCGAGACUUUUUAAAAUGAAUUUUAUCAUUUUUGUAAAUUUUUAAUGUUUUAUUUUCCUUUUAUUUCUGUGUGUAUCAUCACAUUGAUUUGUGAUACAAAAUGUCAAAUAUUUUAAUACCCCUAUUUUUGGAGGGGUCCAAAAAAGUGUUUUUAUUUUAUCUGUAAAAUAAGGAUUUAAAAUGUAUUCACUUUAUUUUUAUUAGCUGUAUUCCUAUUUUGCUUGCAUAAGAACAAAGGCUUUAGAUAGGGAAAUCAAACUUAACACCAAGUGAGACAAUUAUGUAGUGCCAAAAUCUUCCCUAUAGCAAACCAAGAAAACCAAAAAAAAAAAAAAAAAAAAAAAAAAGAGCAGAAAAAAAAAAAGACCAAAAAAAUAAAGAAAAAGCAAACCAACAUGCUCAUGUUUUGCCUUUUAUUUUGCGGAGUGCUUUUUCUACCAGCAAAGUUGUGUUUUAUGGCGUUAGAACAGGUAUGGUCAAAAUUAAGGAUGUGCAUGGAGUCGGGACGCAAGAAUAAUGAACGUUUAUUGUAAUGGAAUUUCCUCAAACACUAAAACAGCAGCAAAUAAACUGCACAGUGAGCUGUGAGCCUAAAUAGCACAAUACAUACAUCUUCAAAUGAUAAAAUCACUCACAUUAAAGUCAAAUAAAAAUAAUCAAACUGUCACUGCCUGUGUGCGCUCUGCCCGGGAAGCUUCACAUUUUCGUGAGGCAGCGAAGCCUUUUCGGGUGUUUUGAUUUUGAAAUGGUUUCAGAUCAAGUGGCAUUGAACUUGUCUAAUUAUUGGACGUAAAUAUGCACACCAGAGCAAAAGGGGAAAAACGCUGUCUCGCCAUAUAUCAAGCGCUGAAACUUUUGCUUUGUAAAAAACAACCUGGAAUCAUGUUUAACAGUCACAUGAAGUCCUCUUUGUAACCUGAACUUCUUCAGAAUGCAGCACAACAAGUGAAAAACAACGCAGGUGUUUUCGAGAUGCAUUUAUAAAAAUGAAAGGUUUUUAACUUUAGUCGGUGUCUAAAAAUGUGGCGAUCCUGCGCGAGAUGUUGCAAGCAUGUUUGAACAGCCCCUAAUUCGCCCUAUACUUGAAAAACAAACUGUCCAAAACUAGUCAGGUUUGUCGGAACUAGCUGAGUUUGAGUCAGGUUGAAGACCUCUAUUUCACGUGUAGAAUAACCGAAUAGUGGUGCAUGGAACGGUUAACCGAACGUCAACUAUCCGUCAAAAUGUGACAUUCUUGCAAUACACACUCUAAAGCUGGUGUGGACUCCACAAGUUUAUAGCACAGAAUAUUAAAUAUUUCUUUUUUGUAUGUUAUUUUGUUAUGUUUCUGUUUUCAGUUUACCUAUAUAUAUAUAUAUAUAAUUAGUAUGCUACAAAAUGUGAAAUAUUGCAAGAGGUUGCAGCAUUUUUAAUUCCAUACUUUACCUUUCACCUAGCUUUCCUGUGGUUUUCACCUUUCCACAACUUGCGUAACAUCAUGAAUGAAGAAAAGAUUAGAAAGUUGAAUAUGUUUUAAUUGGCUGGGCUGUGGUUUAGCUUUAUGGAGAUUCAAUGUCACAGUAUUAGAGAGCUAUGAGAUAGUUUAGUAAAUUAAUUAUUGACUAACACUACUUGUCUUCUGUAGCAUGUUAAUUCCCCUUUGCAGAGCGUGAACUUGGUGAACUCUGAUCCAUUCAUUCGCACUAGUGUUUGUUUGAGGAGUGUAUUGUUGCCACCAGUGUUUUUUUUAUUUUAAGCUUGUCUUGAAUGUGUGGAUCCAUUUAGCAUUAACAGCGAUGACAGAUCAAGUGUGACUACACAAGUAACAUGAAAGGACAUGUCAAACUCUUUAUCUCUCUUACGGGCUCCUCCCACUUGUGCUAUGGCUUAAUAAAGCACACCGGCCAUGUGUGGUCCUCUGUUUUAUUUUGCAUUUAAUCUGUCACCAUGUGAACUACUCGGUUGAACUUAGACCUGAAUUAUUUGGGCCUAACUUUGUUUCUUGGCUUGAUCUUUCUGGUUCUGUAUGAAUCAUUUAGAGUUAAUUUCUCUAGAGCCAAAACUCCACCUGGUCCCACACCUUUGCCUUUUGUGGGAACCCUGCCAUUCUUUCUGCAUGACAGUGCCCAUGUGCACAAAGAGAAGUCCAUAAAGAAAUAGUUUACUCAAUCUGAUGUGGAAGAACUUGACUGGCCUGCAGACCUGAAUCCCAUGGAAUACUUUUGAGAUGAAUUGGAACACAGAUUGUAAGCCUGAACCCAUCACUCAACAUCAGAGUCAGACCUCUUGUGUCUGAAUGGGAGCAAAUCCCCAAAGCCAUGUUCCAGCAGGUAAUGUAAAGCUGAACCAUAAGAGAGGAAGCUGUUACAGCAGCAAACGGACGACCAGGUGAGACCAUGUAUCGCUCACUUCAGUUUGUGCUGAAGUGCUUUAAAUUCUUUUCUCUGACCAGAUGCAUUAGUAUUGAGAGAUGUCCUCAGUGUAUCUCUCAAGAAAGCCAACAAUAGUCUUGAAUACAAUCCAUAUCACCACGGAUGCCCUGGUCCAUAUUGCUUCAUUGUUCCCUGGAAGGCCAUCUAUACCAUUUCUAGACUGGAUUACUGGUGGAUUUGGUAAGUCACACUGUGUUCUGAAAACAUUUAUGGAAUACGUGUAGGGUAGGGCGCUAUAUUUAGCUAAAAUCAAAAAUGAGCUUCAGAUAGUAGCUUAUUUUAAUUGGCUAUAAGCUGGUUGAAGUUAGUCUAGAUAGUUGAUCAGGUGGACUACCAGCCAGCAAAGUUGGAGUCUUGUGAUCUUUGGCUUGAGAUCACAUAAACAAGGCUUUUGUAUGGCACCUCGAGUGGUCUAGUGCUGAUCUGGAUCUGAGCCUCGUGGAGUCUAGUCUCAUUCCGGGUCAUAGGAGGUCUUGCAAUGAUCAGAGCCUUGGAGGGUGUACUGUUGAUUUUGCCAUGAGGUGGGGCUGAAGUUGGCCUAGUAGACCGUUUUGGUCAAACUGGUUAGGGCUGAUAGACAACCUUAGCUAAGCUGUUUAGGACCCAUGGUCUAACCAUGUUCCAGAACCAGCCUUUGUUGGAAUGACCUGCUUUUUCCUGAAGGUAUGUUCUGUCUCUCUGUUCAGGUAUAGUAAUGGCCACAUUUGGUCAGUCCUGGAGGCAAAUGAGUAGGUUUUCUCUCCACACGCUGAGGAAUUUUGGCCUGGGGAAGAAGUCGGUGGAAGAAGACGUGUCAGAGGAAGGACGUUACACGGUGGUUGCUGAAAUGUUCAAAGCAAAAGGUUUCAAAGGACAUCAGUGUCUGCUGGAAUACAGUCUGAAAUGUUUAGAUGUACUGUAGUUUCUAAAUCAGUUUGCACCUCAUUCUGUUGAGUCUUUGGCCAACUGCAUACCGGGUCUGAGUAACACUCUAACAGAGUGUGUUUGAAAUUCUGGGACUAUAGUUCUGAGUUGCCCAUUUUUUUGGAUGGUUCUAAUGCUCGUGUCAUGGAACUAUAUGGCCAUUAUACGCCCAACAAAAAAAAAAAGAAAUCAUUAUGCGUGGACAAGUUGACAAACACUUGAAAAUCAACGUUUUAAUGUGAUGCAGGUCUUACCUGACAUAUAUUGAAUGUUUUAUCAAAUAACCUUCACCAUAUUUUGAUUUUUAUUUUUUUAUAAAUGCAUUUAAGUACAUUUGUGAUUAGACAUUUGCCUAUUUUCAAUUAUAAGAUAUACUGUGACAAUUAAAAUGCACAAUAUUGUUAUCAUGCGCACUUCAAAAUACAGUGAAAGUUUCUAGAUCAAUAUCAACCAAAUUGUUUCGAUUUUUCUGAAUGCACUGUAGCAUUUCCAUUCAUAAAUCAACAUUCCCAACACUCUGACUCUUACAGUAAUAGGAAGACAUACCAAAUUACUAGGAAACUCAAAAAUUCAUGUUUCUUUUUCAAUUAAACUUUCCCCUCAAAAUGUAACCAUUGUUGUCAUCUGUUCAUUUGCAAUGAAAAUAGACCAUAAUAAAUUAGAUAACUGCAAAAUAGCAGCAUUGGACUCUUAUAUGGUUCGAUCUUUGCAAAGUAACUUUCUUUGUGGUCCUUUAAUUUAAAAAGUACAAAACAAGUAACUAACUCUUGUAAUUAAGAACAACAUAGUUUAUUUAUCUUUCAACCCAUUUUGUAAUUCAAUACAAUACCGUGAUAAUACCGUAUACUAUGAGAAAUGCUUCAGCAAUUAUGAUAUGAACAUUUGAUAAUGUCACACCUAUUUGUAACAGUUUUAAUUAUAAAAACAUACAAGUUCUUGUGUCUAAAAAGAGUCAACUAUAAUUUUACAGCAGCACAGUUAGUCAAUUUUUUUUUUUUAUUUUU
Myxocyprinus asiaticus (Chinese sucker) is the source of this 9121-nucleotide messenger RNA. Its product is annotated as terminal uridylyltransferase 4-like. The record is from RefSeq and is a predicted model, not a curated record. The transcript is spliced from 30 exons. Bases 227 to 4735 code for a protein of 1502 amino acids. Gene Ontology annotation, molecular function: RNA uridylyltransferase activity; zinc ion binding; nucleic acid binding. NCBI's taxonomy places the organism in Eukaryota, Metazoa, Chordata, Actinopteri, Cypriniformes, Catostomidae.